AUGAUCACACUAACGUUGGCAGCACUGGCACUGAUCUUGCUAGUAGCUUUUCUUGUGAAGGAACUAUGGCGUCCGUCGAACUAUCCUCCGGGCCCCAAAUGGUUACCGAUUGUCGGAAACACUCCGCUAGUACGCAAGAUGGCGGCUGAGAAUGGUGGAUUGUUGUCGAACGUGUGCGACAAGUUGUCGGAAACGUAUCAAAGCAGCGUCAUUGGGUUGAAACUUGGUCGGGAGCGUGUGGUAUUUGGUUUGGGAUACGAAGAUGUGAAGGACAUUUUGUGCAACGAAGCUUUCCAGGGUCGUCCAGACAAUUUCUUCAUCCGAUUGCGUACACUAGGGACAAGAUUGGGUAUCACUUGUACGGAUGGUGCUUUUUGGAAUGAGCAGAGAAGCUUCGUCACACGGCAUUUGCGUCUUGUAGGAUAUGGACGCCAGGCGAUGCAUGCUCAGAUUCAAACGGAACUAAACGAAUUGUUGGAGGUGCUCGAGGCCCGUAUUGAACAGCCCAUUUGGCCUGGAUCGAUUCUCGCCAUCAGUGUUAUCAAUGUGCUUUGGACGAUCGUAACAGGCACACGAGUACCGCGAGAAGAUGAUCGAUUGCAGAGACUACUGCAGUUGCUGCAGGAACGUUCCAAAGCCUUCGACAUGUCCGGUGGAACAUUGAACCAGCUACCAUGGCUACGCUUUAUCGCACCUGAAUGGAGUGGCUACAAUCUGGUGCGUCGCUUCAACAAGCAACUGACGGAAUUCUUCACGCCAACAAUCGAGCAGCAUCAUCAGAACUUUACGGAGGAUAAAGCAGUAGACGAUCUUAUCUACGCGUACAUUAAGGAAAUGCGCGAUCACAAGGAUGCAUCCGUUACCAACUUUACCGACGUGCAGUUGACGAUGAUCAUAUUGGAUAUUUUCAUAGCAGGUGGCCAAACAACGAGCACAACGCUGGAUCUGGCAUUCAUGAUGAUGAUUAUGCGUCCGGAUGUGCAAGAAAAGGUGCACGAGGAAAUUGACAACCAGCUGGAAUCGAAUGGAACACCCCAUUAUGACGAUCGUCACACGUUACCGUAUGUGGAGGCAUUCUUGCUGGAGGUUCAUCGUUUCUUCAGCAUUAUUCCAGUGAAUGGACCAAGGCGCGCCCUAACUGAUUGCACUCUUGGGGGCUACCGAGUACCGAAAAACACCACGGUUUUCAUGGGAGUUCGCAACGUGCACAUGGACCCGGAGCACUGGGGUGAUCCGGAAGUAUUCCGACCGGAACGAUUCCUGAACGAGGAACGACAAAUCGUCAACACUGAGCGUGUGUUGUCGUUUGGCCAGGGAAAACGUCGUUGUCUCGGUGAAACAUUGGCCCGCUCCUGUCUGUUUACGUUCUUUGUGGGUGUAAUGAAGCGGUUCUGUUUGGUCAAACCGGACGUUGCUGCGGAGGAAUCCGACAUGGAACCGUCCUUGACGCUUAAGCCAGGAAUAACGCUCUCAGCGAAACCUUAUAACGUAGUGUUUCAACCACGAAAGAGAACAGAGAUGAAUAUUUGCGAUGAAUAA
Molecule: messenger RNA, 1539 nt
Organism: Anopheles marshallii
Lineage: Eukaryota; Metazoa; Arthropoda; Insecta; Diptera; Culicidae
Product: probable cytochrome P450 305a1
Exons: 3
Coding region: 1-1539 (512 amino acids)
Biological process (GO): xenobiotic metabolic process
Cellular component (GO): cytoplasm; intracellular membrane-bounded organelle
Molecular function (GO): oxidoreductase activity, acting on paired donors, with incorporation or reduction of molecular oxygen, reduced flavin or flavoprotein as one donor, and incorporation of one atom of oxygen; iron ion binding; heme binding
Source: RefSeq, a predicted model, not a curated record